Sander lucioperca (pikeperch) is the source of this 4948-nucleotide messenger RNA. RefSeq names its product exportin 4 (gene xpo4). The coding region runs from base 19 to 3501 and encodes 1160 amino acids. NCBI's taxonomy places the organism in Eukaryota, Metazoa, Chordata, Actinopteri, Perciformes, Percidae. Gene Ontology annotation, cellular component: cytoplasm; nuclear pore. Gene Ontology annotation, biological process: protein export from nucleus. The transcript is spliced from 24 exons. The record is from RefSeq and is a predicted model, not a curated record. Gene Ontology annotation, molecular function: nuclear export signal receptor activity.
UCCCACAAUGCAGAGCGCAUGGCGCGUCAUUGGAGAGGGACGACGAUGAUGGCGGCGGUUGGUGCACCAGAAGUGAUCACACAGCUGGAAAGCGCUGCCAAAGUUUUAAUGGCACCGCCGUCCAUGGUCAGCACAGAACAGAGACAGCAUGCUGAACACAUAUUCCUCUCCUUCAGGAAAUCCAAAUCCCCUUUUGCCAUCUGCAAACACAUCUUAGAGACCAGUAAGGUGGACUAUGUGCUGUUCCAGGCAGCCACGGCCAUCAUGGAGGCGGUGGUGCGGGAGUGGAUCCUGCUGGAGAAGACGAGCAUCGAGUCGCUCCGGGCGUUUCUCCUCACCUACGUCUUACAGAGACCCAAUCUCCAGAAGUAUGUCCGUGAGCAGAUCCUUCUGGCGGUGGCGGUCAUCGUGAAGAGGGGCUCACUAGACAAAAGUAUCAACUGUAAAAGCAUCUUUCACGAGGUCGGACAGCUCAUCAGCAGCGGGAACACCACAGUGCAAACAUUGGCCUGCUCCAUCCUGACCGCUCUGCUCAGUGAGUUCUCCAGCUCCAGUAAGACCAGCAGCAUCGGCCUCAGCAUGGAGUUUCACGGCAGCUGCAAGCGUCUGUUCCAGGAGGAGGGCCUGCAUCAGAUCUUCAUGUUGACCAUGGAGGUGCUGCAGGAGUUCAGCCGCAGAGAAAACCUAAACGCCCAGAUGUCGUCUGUCUUCCAGCGUUACCUCGCUCUGGCCAACCAGGUCCUCUGCUGGAACUUCCUGCCACCCAAUCUGGGGCGCCACUACAUCGCCAUGUUUGAGGCCACGCAGAACGUCACGCUCAAGCCUACGGAGACCUGGAGGGAAGCGCUGCUGGACACCCGCGUCAUGGACCUCUUCUUCACCGUACACAGGAAGAUUCGGGAGGACUCAGACAUGGCCCAGGACUCCCUGCAGUGCCUGGCCCAGCUGGCCUCCAUGCACGGGCCCAUCUUCCCCGAUGAGAGCGCCCAGGUCUCAUAUCUGGCUCACUUGGUGGAGGGCCUGCUCAGCAUGAUCAACGGGAUUGAAAUCGAGGACUCGGAGGCGGUGGGCAUCUCCAAUAUUAUCUCCAAUCUGAUCACCAUGUUCCCUCGAAGUACUUUAACGGCGCUGCCCAGCGACCUCUUCACCUCCUUCAUCAACUGCCUCACGCUGCUCACCUGCUCGUUUGGUCGCAGUGCCGCCCUGGAGGAGGUGCUGGAUAAGGACGACAUGGUUUACAUGGAGGCCUACGACAAGCUACUGGAGUCGUGGUUGACGCUCGUCCAGGACGAGGAGCAUUUUCCUCGCGGCUGCUUCGUCCAGCCGGCAGUCCAGGUCUUCAACUCGUACAUCCAGUGUCACUUGGCUGCUCCUGACGGCACCCGGAACCUGUCAGUGAAUGGCAUAUCAUCUCAUGAAGAGGAAGAGAUCAACGAGCUGCAGGAAGACGACAGAGAGCUGUUCUCCGACCAGCUGUCCAGCAUCGGCAUGCUGGGACGUGUGGCCGCUGACCACUGUAUCCCACUGCUCAUGAGUCUGCUGGAGGACCGGGUGACACGGCUUCACGGUCAACUCCAGAGGACCCAGCAGCACCUCAUGGCCACAUCUGACCCCGGAUCAAUGGAUCGCAAAGUCCUGGACGAUCUCUAUGAGGACAUCCACUGGCUUAUACUGGUCUCAGGGUAUUUAUUAGCAGACGACCCUCAGGGUGAAACCCCGUUGAUCCCCUCAGAGGUGAUGGAGUUCUCCAUCAAACACUCGACAGAAGUGGACAUCAAUACGACGCUGCAGAUCCUCGGGUCACCGGGGGAGAAGGCCUCGUCCAUACCGGGCUGCAACCGCACAGACUCAGUCAUCAGAUUGCUGUCAGCGGUGCUGCGGACGUCAGAGGUUGAGUCCAGAGCAACGAGGGCGAGUCUGACAGGGCUGCUGAGCCCACAGAUGGGAAAGGAUAUCAUGUGGUUCCUCAGACGUUGGGCCAAGACGUACCUACUGGUGGACGAGAAGCUCUACGAGCAGAUCAGCAUCCCUCUGAGCACAGCGUUUGGUGCAGACACAGAGGGGGCCCAGUGGAUUGUGGGAUAUCUUCUGGAGAAGGUGAUCAACAACCUGUCCGUGUGGAGCUCAGAGGCCGAGCUGGCAAACGACACCGUGGAGCUUCUGGUGACCCUGGUGGAGAAGAGGGAGAGGGCGAACGUUGUGGUGCAGUGUGAAAGCUGGUGGAACCUGGCGAAGCAGUUUGCCAGCCGCAGCCCACCGCUCCACCUGCUGUCCAGCUCUGUGCAGAGGUCUCUGAUGAAAGCUCUGGUCCUGGGAGGCUUCGCUCACAUGGACUCUGACGCCAAACAGCAAUACUGGGCUGAGGUGCUUCACCCUCUCCAGCAGCGUUUCCUCAACCUCAUCAACCAGGAGAACUUUGCUCAGAUCAGCCAGGAGGAAGCCGUCAAAAAGGAAAUCGUCGCUACGUUAGAGGCACUGUGUGGCAUCGCAGAGGCGACGCAGAUCGACAACGUGGCCGCGCUCUUCUCUUUUCUCAUGGACUUCCUGUCCAGCUGCAUCGGCCUCAUGGAGGUCUACAGCAACACACCCGAGACGAUCAACCUCAUCAUUGAGGUUUUUGUGGAAGUGGCUCACAAGCAGAUCUGUUACCUGGGAGAGACCAAGUCCAUGAAGCUGUACGAGGUUUGUCUGACGCUGCUGCAGGUCUACUCCAAAAACAACCAGAGCAGGAAGCGAAACGACGCUACAGCAGAGGAGGACCAAUACCAGGAUCUGCUGCUCAUCAUGGAGCUGCUCACUAACCUGCUCUCCAAAGAGUUCAUCGACUUCAGCGACACCGACGAUGUGUUUCGCAACCAAGACCAGGGAACACCGGCGUCCAGUCGGACAGUAUCGGCAGCAGAUGUGGUUCUUUAUGGUGUCAACAUUGUUCUCCCUCUCAUGUCUCAGGACCUGCUCAAGUUCCCCUCCCUGUGUAACCAGUACUACAAGCUCAUCACCUUCAUCUGUGAGAUCUUUCCAGAAAAGAUCCCACAGCUGCCUGAAGACCUCUUCAAAAGCCUCAUGUUCUCCCUGGAGCUGGGAAUGACCUCGAUGAGUUCAGAGAUCAACCAGCUGUGUUUGGAGGCUUUGUCUCCUCUGGCUGAGCAGUGCGCUAAAAACCAGGAGAAGGACACGCCACUCUUUAUCGCCACCCGUCACUUCCUCAAGUUGGUGUUUGACAUGCUGAUCCUGCAAAAACACAACACAGAGAUGACGGUGGCAGCAGGAGAAGCACUCUACACACUCGUGUGCCUUCAUCAGGCGGAGUACUCGGAGCUUGUGGAGACCCUCCUCUCCUCGCAGAGAGAUGCCGUCAUCUACCAGCGGCUGGCCGACGCCUUCAACACCCUGGCAGCCAGUAGCACGCCGCCCACCAUGGACCGCAAGCAGAAGGUCGCCUUCCUCAAGAGCCUGGAGGAGUUUGUGGCCAACGUGGGCGGCCUGCUUUGCAUGAAAUAACCACUGGAAACGGCCUCCACCUCGGAUCUUUUUUUUUAAUUAUUUUAUUUUUUUAAAGCAACCAAUCAAAAGACCCCCCUGCUUCGUCCCUAAGAACUAUGGGUAGAAGAGGCCGCUGGAAGCCUCUGAGGACCUCGCUGUCUCUCUACUCGCUGAGGGAUCCAUCUCAUGCCUGAAUGUUUACCCGGUUUUCACCAUCCUCGGAUUCCUUUUUAGAUUUAUUUUAUCCCCCGCCUCUCCAGUCCAGCAUGAUUGACAGACUUGAUGAUGAUGUGGUAACCAUGGAGACUGAACUGCAGAGCAGACGGACUCAGAGGAUCCCCUCCCCAUGUUGACUUACAUGGCGGAGCACUGACCAUCAUGACGAGGAGGUGGAGCAGCAGCUGAUGAUGUGGACGCUGUCGUCCUCCGCCUUCUGUACCUGGAGGCUACACACACACACACACACACAUACACACACACACACACACACACACAGCAACAUUGGGGGUCAAACAAGUCUUGAAAAUUAAAGAAGACGUUUUUUCUUCAGUGUGAGGCUUGUAGUUGAAAGUAUUAGAGAGUAUUAGAUGGGCCAUUUUGUGUCAAGAAUGCCAUAGCAACCACACACACACACACACAUACACACAUGCUGCCCCAGUCCUUCCCAGAGUGCCUUUUAUUUUGGUGAAUGUGCUGUGUGAGCGCGUUUCAACUGACAACAAACUGUGCCUGCCAUUCGCCAAGAAUACAGCGGAUGCGCACACACACACGCACGCACACACACACACACACACUAUCAAAAAACUCACUUGCACACACAUACAGUAUGCGAGAGGCCCGGCUAUCUUUGGGGUUGCUAAACCAUGCAGCACAGGAGGGCGUUUGUUUGUUGGCGUUAACAGAAAACCAAAAUCAGUUUCACUAAAAGGUGUAAAUAUAUAUAUAUAAUGUUUUCAAACCAGAAACCACAAGAAAUGUUUGUUCAAAGACAAAAAGAAAAAACCUGACUAAAAUGUUUUUAUAUGCCAGUUAGACGGCAGGAAGAAUUGUGCGAGUUCAACAUUGUAUGAAUUCAGAUAAAGAGGGAGCAACUUCCUCGGUUUUGAUCUUUUGCGGUUUGACAUUUUUUCUCUAUUUGAAUCAUAGUAUUAUGUCCCGGGGUCCUCCCUCCGGACACAUGAAGGCUCGAUGAAGGAUCGGGCCUCUAAAGUUUAGCAGAUUUAAUUUCAGUAGUAUUUUUCUACGGCUGCACAUCCACCGUAUCACUCUUCAACACACACUGGAUUGAAGCAGAGACUGUUUGAGCUGAAGGACAGCAAUAACAAACCAAAUAAAAAGGAGCAGAGCCACUUGUUGAAGCAUUAUGUUGGAGACGACCUCGUUCAGAGCACUAUCCUGGUUAUUGUAGAACGGCUGUUUUGUUAAUGAAGUGUAAAAGUGUACAUAAACUUAUUGUAUAAAAUGU